Messenger RNA from Fusarium oxysporum Fo47, 877 nucleotides. Its product is annotated as ribonuclease E inhibitor RraA/Dimethylmenaquinone methyltransferase. The transcript is spliced from 2 exons. NCBI's taxonomy places the organism in Eukaryota, Fungi, Ascomycota, Sordariomycetes, Hypocreales, Nectriaceae. The record is from RefSeq and is a predicted model, not a curated record. The coding region runs from base 140 to 826 and encodes 228 amino acids.
CGAGUUCUAACCCGGGGGGCUAUAACGCACUUACAACGUCAAAGAGGCUUUUAAUCUUCGAAACUGCAACUAUUUGAUAGACCUUGCUCACCGACUCGCCGUAUUCGCUAAAAACUUGUUGCCCUUGGACGCUAUCAGCAUGAGUUACCACGCCGAGGACUUGGUAAAGCUGCAGCAGUAUUCCGCUUGUGAUAUCUCGGACGCACUCCUCAAGUUAAAGGUUCCCGGCGCCGGCUUUGUUGCCGAUCUGAACCUAUACAGCUCUCCUGAGGGUGAUGCAACAUCGGUUACUGUUGCUCCAGUUUCAACAGUUCUCUUCGCCUCCAAGGGACAGGAUCUCCCAGAAAUACAAAAGAACAUCCCUGAGGGAACCCAUUGGGCCGAUCUGACAGAACCAGGAACCAUUGUGGUUCUUAAACAGCCUGACGGUCAAAAGAAUGCUGUUUGUGGUGGGAUCAUGGCAGUUCGCAUGAAAGUGUGCCAAGCCAAGGGCAUCGUUGUAGCUGGGCGAGCCAGAGAUAUAGCGGAAUUAAAGAGUACUUCCUUACCGAUUUGGGCUCGAGGGUUGUCCACCGUUGGGGUCGGUGGAGGGAGCGUGCCCUGGGCGAUCCAGGUACCUCUCGACAUUGAUGGAACCCUCGUCUCUCCUGGCGACCUUGCAUUUAGCGAUCCAAUCAACGGGGUGGUGGUCAUUCCUCAGAACAAGGUUUCUGAGGUCCUCGAAUUGCUGCCCAAGCUGACAGCCGCUGAUGAAAAGGUUAAGGAAGAUGUGCUCAAAGGUGCAACGGUUUUUGAGUCCUUCAAGCUUCAUCGAAGCAAUCUUUGAACAAGCCCCGUCGUAGAGGAUAAAGAAUACAAGACUACUACCUUGGACCAA